AUGGACCUGAUUUGUAAGACAGUUACCCUCUUUCUGUUGGUUUCUCUCAGCCUUGGCAUAGAUGGGGAGUUGGCUCAGAAUUUUAUCACCAUUGCUGGGCCUCUACCCAGUGAGCUGGCAGAGAGGUUGGGCCUGCAGGACCAGGUCCUGCCCGAGGACCAGCAGGGCCCUGCCGUGGCCGAAGCCCAGGGUUACCUGUGCCAGCCAGACCUCAUGGCCUCCGAGCUGCCCCGGUACUUGAGGCAGCUCCGGGAGCUGGGGGUGACGCACUACAGGCUCCUCCUGCCGUGGGCCCGUGUCCUUCCCUCGGGCAGCGCCAUGGCGCCGGAUGGAGCCCAGGUGCGCUGCCACCGGCAGCUGCUGGAGGCCCUGGCUGCCGCGGGGCUCAGAGCCGUGCUGCUCCUGCACCGCGGCCGCCUCCCCGGCGCUGUGGCUGCGCAGGCCGGCGGCAGGAGAGCCAGGGCUUUUUCUGAGCUUUUUGUGGAGUAUGCAGAUUUCAGCUUCCGUGCCUUUGGGGACCUGGUGGAUGUGUGGCUCUCCUUCAGUGACCUGCCAGAGGUCCUUCAAAGCCUGCCCUACGCUGAGCCCCAGGAACGAGUCCAGGCCCUGGUUGCGGCUCAUGAAGGAUUUUACUCCAUGCUCCAUGAGAAAGUCUCACCAGCAGGUAGAAAGCUGUCCAUUGCUUUGGAAAUGGAUGAUGUCUUGGACAGUGCUUCAUCAGAAUUGCUUUCACUUUCUCUUCAGGAUUCAGUAGACUUUGUGUCUCUUAAACUUCAGUACCAUUGUGGAAAUGAAACGGAUUUCUACAAGAAAUUGAGUGAAUUCCAGAGUAUCUGGAAAGACAAAGACAUCUUGGUUUUUAGUUUAAAGGUCCUUGACUGUGCCUCCAUGGAAGAGCAUCCUUUCAUACCAGUAGCUGCCAUUGCCACAGCUAUUAACAAAGAAGCACAUAUGAUUGGGUGUGACAUUAAUGAGUUCUUGGACUACUUACCUCAUGUUUUAAGUGAAUCAAAUACUCUACAGGAAAACCCAGAUGCUGUUCUUGCCCCUCGGUCCUCGUAUCAAACAGUCUGGGAAAUGUUUGGUGAACAGUCUGAAUCAGAGAGGGAUUCUUUCCUGCAAGAUGUUUUCCCAAGUGGGUUCCUCUGGGGCAUAUCCACAGGUGCCUUUAACAUUGAAGGAGCUUGGGCAGAGGAUGGUAAAGGAGAGAGCAUCUGGGACCACUUUGGGCAUGGGGGCCAUGUCCAAAUGAACCAAACAGCAGAUGUGGCAUGUGACAGCUACUUUAAAACCGGCUAUGACAUUUACCUGCUUCGGGGUCUUCACCCCCAGCUGUACAAAUUUUCUGUAUCCUGGUCUAGAAUUUUCCCUGCUGGCAUGAACAAGACCAUCAAUUCCAAGGGUGUUGAUUAUUACAACAACUUAAUUGACCGCUUGGUAGACUCUAACAUUGAGCCCAUGGUGACUCUGUUCCACUGGGACCUGCCCCAGGCUCUGCAGGCUCUUGGUGGCUGGCAGAACGAAAGCAUCAUAGAUGCUUUUGUGAGCUAUGCAGACUUCUGCUUUUCCACAUUUGGGGAUCGGGUCAAGCUCUGGGUUACAUUCCAUGAGCCCUGGGUUAUCAGCUACGCUGGCUAUGGCACCGGAGAGCAUCCUCCAGGAAUCACUGACCCAGGAGCAGCAUCUUACAAGGUAGGGCACAGGAAUAAUUAGGAUCCUGAAGCUACUCUUGUUGGGUUGUUUUCCAUGCUGGUUCUGUGCUUUAACUUGUUCAAAUCUAAUGUGGCCUCUGAGACAACUAUUUGGUUGCUGGAUUUAUGAUACUUCUUAAAAUCGAGUUAGUUAACAGAGGCCAGAUGUUAUUUUAUUUUUCUAUUCUGAAAGCUGAUGUGGAUGGAUAGUCAAAUUCUUUUGGUAAUUCCAAAACCUACUACACUCCCUCAUCUAUAAUUAGUUUUGUCAAGGUGUUUUCUUUUGGAUAGAGAGGACGUUUUCACAUGGCAAUAAAUAAACCAAAUGCUUAAGAGGUUUUGUGCAAUGCAAUGUGACACAUUUUCCUCUGCUUUCUGCUUCCCAGGUUGCUCACACAAUUCUCAAGGCUCAUGCCAAGGUCUGGCACUUGUAUAAUGACAAAUACCGUUCUCAGCAACUGGGAAAGGUGGGG
Messenger RNA from Serinus canaria (Common canary), 2164 nucleotides. Its product is annotated as lactase/phlorizin hydrolase-like. The record is from RefSeq and is a predicted model, not a curated record. The coding region runs from base 1 to 1713 and encodes 570 amino acids. Lineage: Eukaryota; Metazoa; Chordata; Aves; Passeriformes; Fringillidae. Gene Ontology annotation, biological process: carbohydrate metabolic process. Gene Ontology annotation, molecular function: hydrolase activity, hydrolyzing O-glycosyl compounds. The transcript is spliced from 6 exons.